This is a messenger RNA of Sphenostylis stenocarpa, 2958 nucleotides long. The record is from the annotation of a GenBank genome assembly. Lineage: Eukaryota; Viridiplantae; Streptophyta; Magnoliopsida; Fabales; Fabaceae.
AUGACUUUUGAACUUCCUCAAAUAUGCUAUAGGUACAAGAUGAUGAAGAAAGUUCUUAGACAUGUGAGCAUUUUCUUCCCCUUCUUGGUCAGAUACACAAAUGUUUUCCACGUUAUAUAUGAAUCAAAAAGCACUUAUGAACGGUAUGUAUUUAAUCAGUUUGUUUGGUUCUGUGCUGCUUCACACCCCUUUGCUGUUUUGCUAAGUAAAGCUUUGGUGGUCAAAAGGGAGAGUGGAAAAGCAAAAGGGAGAAGUGAGCCAAGCCAAUAUGUGCACUUUCCAUAUUCUGAAAGUGAUGAUCUCCAAACGAAACGUGGUUUUGUUUGGUCUCAUCAAUUUGACCCUAACGAUGUCAAGUGUAGCCGCCUUUUGAAUGUGUCGUGUCUUUUGGCUGCUUUUGUGGUGGCACGCACUGCCGCACCUCACUCUUCGCUGACAAAACUUGGAUUCAGGGUCGUGAUGGAACAGAAGCACGUUCUGUUGUCAGCAUUGAGUGUUGGGGUUGGAUUGGGUGUGGGGCUUGGGUUGAGUUCAGGGCAGAAAUGGGUUGGCGGGAAUCGCGACUCUGAUGAGCUUUCUGUGGAGCAGAUUGUUCAGGAGCUCAAAAAGUUGGUGGUUGAAGGAAAGGACAGCAAGUAUACAUUUGAGGACUUUCCAUAUUACUUAAGUGAAAGAAUUCGAAUUUUGUUGACAAGUGCCGCAUAUGUUCAUUUAAAACAUCUUCACUUUUCCAAGCACACCAGAAACCUCUCACCAGCAAGCAGGGCAAUUUUGCUAUCUGGUCCAGCAGAAUCUUACCAGCAAGCCCUUGCUAGAGCUUUAGCACAUUACUUUGAAUCAAAGUUGCUGUUGAUAGAUAUUACUGACUUCUCUGUGAAGUCUUUGAGAAGGUCAAUAUCCGAGGCAACGUUGGAGCGAAUGUCUGGUUUGUUUGGUUCCUUUUCAAGGCUUUCUUUAGCAGGAGAAACAAGAGGUUUUGUUUUUAAAGUUAGUAUCACCGACAGUGUUCACAGCCCUGACAUUGGAAAUAGUUGUGGAGACUCCAUAUUAUCUCUUCUCCUUUUUCCAAAUUUCGUUUCAGCUGAUAUUUCCAAUCCUCCAAAGCUUAGGAGGAAUGCUUCUGCUGCAUCUGAUAUAAGUAGCACUGCUUCCCAGUGUGGUCCAACAUUUCCAGCUCGUUUAAAGCGCUCAAGUAACUUGUGUUUUGAUGAGAAGCUCUUUGUGCAGGCACUUUACAAGCUCUUGGUUUCUAUCACAGAAACUAGUUCCAUCAUUUUAUACAUCAGGGAUGUUGAGAAGCUCGUUCUCCAGUCAUCAAGGUUAUAUAAUUUACUACAAAAAAUGAUAAAGAAAAUAUCAGGUUCGGUGUUGAUACUUGGUUCCCAGAUAUUAGAUUCAGAUGAUGAUUGCAAAGAAGUUGAUGAAAGGAUCACUGCGCUAUUCCCCUACAAUAUUGAAAUCAAAGCUCCUGAAGAUGAAGCUCAUUCUGGCAAUUGGAAAGGCUCACUGGAAGAGGAUAUGAAAGCUAUUCAUUUCCAAGAUAACAGAAACCACAUUGCUGAAGUACUAGCAGAAAAUGACAUUGACUGUGAUGACUUGAACUCAAUCUGCCAUGCAGAUACAAUCGUACUCAGCAAUUAUAUUGAAGAAAUUGUAGUAUCUGCAAUAUCUUACCAUUUGAUGAAUACCAAGGAUCCAGAAUACCGAAAUGGAAAGCUAGUUAUAUCAGCCAAUAGUUUGUCCCAUGGAUUGAGUCUGUUCCAGGAAGGCAAGAGUAGUGGGAAUAUGAAGACUAAUGAAUCUAACAAGGAAAAUGCCGGCGAAGAUAUUACUGGUGCAAAGAAUGAAGUAAAGUGUGACAAUCAAGCACCGGAAAACAAAAGUGAGACAGAGAAAUCCAUCCCAGUAACAAAGAAAGAUGGCGAAAAUACUACACCUGCAAAAGCAGAGGUUCCUGACAAUGAGUUUGAGAAGCGCAUAAGACCCGAAGUUAUCCCUGCAAAUGAGAUAGGGGUAACAUUUGCGGAUAUUGGUGCAUUGGAUGAGAUCAAAGAAUCACUUCAAGAGCUGGUAAUGCUUCCCCUUAGAAGGCCUGACCUCUUCAAAGGUGGGCUUCUAAAGCCAUGUAGAGGUAUAUUGCUUUUCGGGCCUCCUGGUACUGGGAAAACAAUGCUAGCAAAAGCAAUUGCAAAUGAAGCUGGUGCCAGUUUCAUUAAUGUCUCAAUGUCCACCAUUACAUCAAAAUGGUUUGGAGAAGAUGAAAAGAAUGUCAGAGCUCUAUUCACACUGGCAGCUAAGGUUGCUCCAACAAUUAUCUUUGUUGACGAGGUUGACAGCAUGCUUGGACAGAGGACUAGAGUAGGAGAGCAUGAGGCCAUGAGGAAGAUAAAAAAUGAGUUCAUGACACACUGGGAUGGACUAUUAACAGGACCUAAUGAGCAAAUUUUGGUUCUUGCUGCAACCAACAGGCCAUUUGACCUUGAUGAAGCUAUCAUAAGACGGUUUGAGCGCAGGGUCCUGGUUGGUCUUCCAUCUGCUGAGAACAGGGAAAUGAUCUUGAAGACUCUUUUGGCUAAAGAAAAACAUGAAAACUUAGACUUCAAAGAGCUGGCAACCAUGACAGAAGGAUUUACUGGAAGUGAUCUUAAGAAUUUGUGCAUCACUGCCGCUUAUCGACCUGUUAGAGAGCUAAUAAAGGGGGAGAGAAUGAAGGAAAUGGAAAAGAAGAAAAGAGAGGCAGAAGGCCAAAACUCUGAAGAUGCUUCAAACAAUAAAGAUAAGGAAGACCAAGAAAUUACCCUCAGGCCUUUAAAUAUGGAAGACAUGAAACAGGCUAAGAGUCAGGUGGCUGCAAGUUUUGCCUCAGAAGGAUCCGUCAUGAAUGAGUUGAAGCAGUGGAAUGAUUUGUACGGAGAAGGAGGUUCGAGGAAGAAGCAACAGCUCACUUACUUCUUUUAG